AGAAUAAUCGAAAAACAAUUAUACCACCGCAUACUAAUAAGUAAGACAUAACAGAUAACCAAAUUCUUGAAUCUUAAAACAAAUUUCAACUUGAGCAUUUAGUGAAUAUCAAAUUAACUAAUAUCGCGCUCGUAGGGCGGGCCAACCCUAGUAGAUUUUUAAGAAUAUGUUUGUCGAAUGAUGUAGCAGACUUGUUAUAAACAAUUGAUUUAUGUGGUCAACUUAUUUUCUUAUUGACCGAUUUAUUUUUGGGAAAAUUGCUAAAAGAGAACAAAAAAAUAAGGUUGUUGUCCCCUUGGUAUAAAACCAACAUAAAAUUGUCUCAAUAGUGUAAUUUUUCUCAUAAUCCCAAAACUAACUCUAAAUUUAAUCUAAUUAAACACAAUUUAAAAGUUAAUUUGAAUUUUUUUUAAAAAAGUUAAUGGAGAAAAGGAAAAAAAACAGUUGAAGACAGUCGAAAAAAAAGAGAUAUAUAUAUGCAUCUUAGAGAAUAAGAGUUUGUGAGAAGAAUCAAAAGAAAAACUAUGGAAAAACCAUAAAUUGAUGAAGAAGAGAAGAGAGAAUCAUUUUUUUAUUUAAUUUUUUCAAGUAAAAUCGACCAUAACACGUUUUAGGAAGUUAGAAUAUUUCUAGGAGAUUUUUAGAAUAUUUCCUUAACUGAAAUUUCAUUAAUUUUCGCAAAAAAUCAGGUAUUCUUAUCCGUAGAAGGUGACUUCUAAAAGUUUAGAAGAAUGAUAAAAAUUCUGAAUACACUUUCUACUUUGAGUAGACAUAAGAGUACAUUGUAGAAAACAUAUUCCCCGAAAUUUAGAAUGCUUUAUAAAAGUAGAAGAUGCAUUCGGAAGGAAAGUGGAUACCUUUACGAUUAGUAGAAUGCGCAUUCCUCUUUUUUAGAAAUUUAGUAAAUAGUAAAAUGGGCGUUCUAAAAAAAGUAGAUGAACGUGUUUAUUUUAGAAAUCGUUUUCUACUAUACCAUUUUUCGUAGAAGACGCAUUCUACGUUUAGUAGAAAGUAUUUUAAAAAUCUUAUUUACCAAGUCUUUGAACAAAAGAAAAUUAUCAGCUUGUGUAUAUGGAUGUUUUAUUAAUUGUUUAUAUUUUUAAUAAUUUUUUGAUUCACAAAAUUAUUUAUUUCAUUAGUUUUCAGAAAUACAAAGAGUAAAAAGGAGAAAAAAUGGACAAAAUUAGUUUUAUACCAAAAGGACAACAACCUGAUUUUUUUGUUCUCUUUUGGCAAUUUUCCCUUUAUUUUUUUAUGUUAGACUUACUUUUUUUACGGCAGAUUUCUAUAUCCAAUUUAAAAUUGUUGGCAGACUUUUUUGUUUAUGAGGUGACAGACUUUUUAAUUUAUGUUAUAAUAGAUUUAUUGACGAAAAUCUGGGUUUAUGUAAACCAAACUUAAUUUAAUAUUUAAUUUCAAUCUGGUUUACAUUAAUUUCGAAUUUGAUUUAUUUUUAGAUUAAUUAAGAUCAGAAUUAGGUAAAUUUUUGGUUAUUGUCAUGAUUUCUUUCAUCAUUCUUUUCUUGAACGUCUGUUCAUGUCUGGUGGAGCUAAACAUCUGUUCCCACAUUUAUAGUUUCUUGAACAAUCUGUUGUCAUCGGAAAAAAAAAAGAACAAUAUAUUGUCAAAGCCACAAAUAAAUACAAUGAGGUUUUACAGGAAUGAGUUUCUUACCAUUCGAUUAAAAAUAUCUUGCUCUUCUGGCAGUCCUCAACAGUGACAAAGGCCCUGUUCGUUUGCAGGUCGCUAGCGGCAGCGACCAGUCCUAGCGACUUAACGUUGUUCGUUUGGUGAUCGCCGGUUCUGCGACUGAUCGCUGCGACUAGACGCCAGCGUUCGGCGUUCAAAAAUUCCGAUCGCUGAAAAUUUUAGCGUUGCGAUCGAAAACCAGCGAUCAAAAAAAAAUAGUGUAAAAAGACAAAAAUACCCUUGAUUUAUCUUCAAAAUCACAAAACAAUACCCUUAACCCUAGAUCUCUUUACGCCUUUCUUCAUUACGCUUCUUCAUCGUCUCUCCUCCUCAGCUCUCUCACGCAGGCUACCAUCAAAGCUCAAAGGUCUGUCCAAAAUAGGUGGUAGCUGCUAAUUGCCUCAUAGGUUUCCUCAGCAACGAGCUGAAAGAAGGAGGACGAGCUCCGGUGAGCGUGUUCCUAGAGAAAUCAAGCUCCGAAAGACUCGACAGCUCCCCUAAACUGCUCGGAACCGAACCAGUGAGACUGUUACGAGACAAGUUCAAACUCACCAAGCGAGUGAGAUUACCGAGUGUUACGGGAACAACGCUAACAAGGUCUGUCCAAAAGAGGUGGUGCAGCUGUCUCAGUGUUUUGACUGACCAAAAGUAUUUCAAGGAAGGCUUUGAAAACUUGGAAGCAAUAAGAAGAGCUGGUGUUAAGAUUUGGACAUAAAUCACAACAAGACAAGACAAGAAGAAUGACUGAUGAUGUAAGUGUUUUAGGCAGUUGUAGUUUCUUAGAUCUUUUGUGAUUGCUUUUUCUGCUAGUUUAUCUUGUUUGUCUAUUGAUGAGACUUGUUAUUUAGAAAUGGACCAAUGAAGAAGUUAGGUAUUUCUUUGCUCUUUAUGCUGAUGAGAAAAAGAAAGGGAACAGACCAAGGAGUGGCAUGAAUCUAUCUGGAAGAGAGUUCAUCGUAAAUAAGUUUGAAGGAAAAUUUGGUAAGAGAUGGAUAUGGGACAGGUUUAAGAACAAGGUUGAUAUUAGUAGAAAAGCAUAUGUCAAGUUCAAGAAGCUUACCCACAAUAGAACCGGGCUUGUCUAUGAUGCUUUGGGAAGGUUGGAGAUGUCGGAUGCUUGGUGGGAUCAACGCAUUGCGGAAUGGCAAGGUGCAAGAAAGUAUAAGACCAAAGUGCCUCCAAACAUGGAUGUGUUUGAAGCAGAGUUUGGUGCUGUUACUGUGAUUUUAAUGUUUUGCAGAUGGUUAGGUGGUAUUUGGAUGAUGAUGAUGAGGAUGAUGAUUAUGAGGAAGAGCAUGAAGUUGAUGUGCUUAAGCCAGAGAGAUUGCUUCAUAGAACAGAUCGAGGUGCUGGAUGGAAUCAUGUUCAGCAGCUUAUGCACGGGUCAGAUCAACAGUGCUAUGAUAUUCUUCGCAUGAAUCAGAGGACAUUUCAAGAUCUGUGUAAGAUGUUAGCAACGUGAUAUGGGUUACAAGAGACGCAGAAUGUUUAUAUUGAAGAAGCGGUUGCAAUGUUCCUUGAAGUGGUGGGUCAAGAUAAGACAGUACGGGUUAUUGCACAAAGAUAUCAACGUUCGUUGGAUACAGUCAAAAGGAAACUUGGUGAGGUUUUGAGUUCUCUCUUGAAAUUUGCUGCAGAUACACUAAAACCAGAAGAUGGUGAGUUCACAAGAGUAUGUCCUACUUUGAGAAAUGAUGAUCGAUACUGGCCAUUUUUUAAAGACUGUAUUGGAGCAUUGGAUGGAACUCAUAUCUCAGUCCGCCCUCCUAAACGAAAUGCAGAAGCAUACAGGGGCAGAAAACAGGAGCCAACCAUGAAUGUCCUUGCUAUAUGUAACUUUGAUAUGAAGUUCAUAUAUGCUUAUGUGGGUGUGCCGGGUAGAGCCCAUGACACAAAGGUAUUAACUUAUUGUGCGAAGAAUGAGCCUUUUUUUCCACAUCCGCCAAAUGGAAAGUAUUAUUUGGUUGAUGCUGGAUAUCCCACAAGAACAUGGUAUCUUGGUCCGUAUCGUAGAGUUCGGUAUCAUCUCUAUCAGUUCAACAGAGGAGGACCACCAACGAACACUCGAGAGGUGUUCAACCGGAGACAUUCAAGCUUGCGAUCAGUGAUUGAGCGGACAUUUGGAGUGUGGAAAGCAAAAUGGAGAAUUCUUGACCGUAGGCAUCCAAAAUAUGGUUUGAUCAAAUGGAUAAAGCUAGUGACAGCAACUAUGGCUCUACACAACUUCAUACGUGAUUCACAUCGAGAAGAUAAUGAUUUUGUGCGUUGGCAGAGAAGAGAAGAAUAUCAUACACAUGGCGAUAAUGAUGAAGAAGAAAGAGAUGAAGAUGAAGAAGAAGAAGAAGAAGAAGAAGAAGAAGAAGAAGAAGAAGAAGAAGAAGAAGAAGAAGAAGAAGAAGAAGAUGGUGAUGGUCAUGGUGGACAUAUUCCAUAUGAGCCGACUAGUGAUAGAGCCAUGGAAGGUUUACGUGAUCAUAUUGGUAAUGAGUUGAGUAGAGGAUAUCGAUUACCUAACUAGUUUAUUUGAUUUGAGUUUGUACUGAUUAUUAUUAUAAGUUACUUGUAUGACCAUUUUCCCUAUUGUUUAAAUCGAAAUCUUUGUAACAAUUAUGAGAGUGUUACUGAUAUUUAUCUUAUAGCUUUAAUUUUUCAAUAACAA
Molecule: messenger RNA, 4348 nt
Organism: Brassica rapa (field mustard)
Lineage: Eukaryota; Viridiplantae; Streptophyta; Magnoliopsida; Brassicales; Brassicaceae
Product: putative nuclease HARBI1
Source: RefSeq, a predicted model, not a curated record